Saprolegnia diclina VS20 is the source of this 866-nucleotide messenger RNA. RefSeq lists its product as hypothetical. NCBI's taxonomy places the organism in Eukaryota, Oomycota, Saprolegniomycetes, Saprolegniales, Saprolegniaceae. The transcript has a single exon. The annotation marks the transcript as partial. The record is from RefSeq and is a predicted model, not a curated record.
AUGGAGCUCUCGCACAUGGUCGUGGACGACGUUGGCGACGCCGACAGCUUCCACCUGCAGCCUUCCGACAACAACGCGACUACGUUUGGGAUGCUUAUCGUGCUGCUUCCAUCGGCGUACACUGGUGGCGUCCUCACGUUUACGCACAGCGGCCACUCGCAAACGUUCGGUGACGACAUGUCGCUUCUCGAGACGUCAUUUGCCGCAUCGUAUCUCUCAACGGCGAUCACGUCCGCGCCCAUCACGUCCGGGCGCCGUGCCGCCCUUGUCUACCGCUUGUUUUACCGCGGCGUAGAGGACGAGCCCCUGCAAUCAGCGGAGGCGGCUUUUCGGGCGCUUGGGCAGUCGACGACGCAAGAGGUCCAGCGCCUCGGACUGGAGCUGGAUGCGUCGCUCUGCUCUCUCUCCUUUGCCAACUUAUCGCUCUUUAAGAUGGGGCUUGUGAACGCGCUUCUCGCCGCCGGUAAUUUUGACAUUGGCCUGGCGACGCUCGCUGCGUACGAGAAGGGCCAAGUCCAAGCGUUCAAGCCGCAUCCCGCGUGCAAUAUCCCCGACGCCGUUGGUCGCGGCUUGAUUGGCCGACCUCUCGACGGCUUUUUGUACUUGCCGCCUCCAAACUUCGGUGCAUUCGAUUGUCCGCUUUGCGCGAUCGUGUUUUGGCCCAAGCGCCACCGCGUCGGCAUUGUCGACAUCGUCCAAGUCUUGGACUUUGUCAUGUUGCGACUUGAACGCGGUGACGACGACGACGACGGGUACCUCGGCAUCUCGGACUCGGGCGAGCUGUUGCUGGGCGCGGUACCCUACUUUGUCCUCCACGGGCCGUCGUUGGCGAAGCCCAAGGGGCACUUGUCCAAGAAUGAACGCAC